AUGGAUCCAGAACGCUCUCCGAAUGCAUAUCAUGAUAUACUGUCGGGCGGUAUAGCAGGAGCAGUGGGGAAGGUGGUGGAAUAUCCGUUUGAUACAGUUAAAGUUCGGUUGCAGACACAGCCGGUACAUGUAUUUCCGUCUGCGUUGUCGUGCAUUAGAUAUACUUAUAAAAAUGAAGGCGUAUGGAGGGGGUUUUAUCAAGGGUUAGGCUCACCUUUGGUCGGUGCUUUUCUGGAAAAUGCAGUGCUGUUUGUAUCAUUUAAUAAAGCAAUACAAGCGAUAGAUACUACUAACAUAGAAUAUGGGAGUACCACUAAAGUGGCAUUGGCCGGUGCGUUUGCUGGGGCAUGGGCAAGUUUUGUGCUUACACCUGUAGAAUUGGUGAAGUGCAAGUUGCAAGUGUCUAAUCUCAGGAAAGACUCAAAGUCUUACGACGCGAUCUGGUCGACAAUAAAGUCCGUCAUCAGACAAAAUGGGCUCCAAGGCAUGUGGCGAGGCCAAUCAAGCACAUUUAUCAGAGAGACGGUUGGUGGUGCUGUGUGGUUCACGACGUAUGAGACUUUAAAGAAUUGGUUUGCAUCUACACGAGAGGAUGGUAGGGUUCCGACACAGGGAUUGCUGGUUUCAGGCGCCAGUGCUGGUGUCAGUUUUAACGCCUGUGUAUUCCCGGUGGAUACAAUCAAAUCAGUGAUGCAGACAGAGCACAUUGGGUUGUCACCUGCUGUGCUUUUGGUGCUUAAAAAAUAUGGCGCCAAAGGAUUUUAUCGUGGAAUUGGCAUCACAUUAAUAAGGGCCAUGCCAGCAAACGCUGUCGUCUUUUACACUUACGAACACCUAUCUUCUAGCAGAUGA
Molecule: messenger RNA, 852 nt
Organism: Eremothecium cymbalariae DBVPG#7215
Lineage: Eukaryota; Fungi; Ascomycota; Saccharomycetes; Saccharomycetales; Saccharomycetaceae
Gene: ORT1
Product: Ort1p
Exons: 1
Coding region: 1-852 (283 amino acids)
Biological process (GO): mitochondrial L-ornithine transmembrane transport
Molecular function (GO): L-ornithine transmembrane transporter activity
Source: RefSeq, a predicted model, not a curated record